AUGAAUUCACGAUUUUGUAGCAUAAUUUUUUAUACCAUAUCUCUGAUUGUAUAUUCAUUAUUUAUUUAUUUUCUAAAUAAAUAUGAAAGACAAAAAAUUCCUACAAAAAAAAUAAAACAUAUUUAUCAACUAAUUGAAGAUAAUUAUCGAAAAAGACAAAACAUAAAUAAAUUAAAUAAUGAAAUAAAGGAAAAAUACGAUUCUAGUUUUAGCAUAAAUUUAUAUAUUGUUUCUGCUUGUAGUAAGGAAAAUUCUGAUAUAUUUGGAGAAAAGCUUAUAUCGUUAAUUAAAGAAAAAAUUAACACACAUGAUAAAGAAGAGAAAAAAUUAUAUAAAUUAUUUAAUGAAAAUGAUCUUUUUUAUAUUAAUUUAUAUUUAAUUAACAAACAAAUGAUAGAAAAUGAUGAAACAAGAAAGUAUUCUGAUAUAUGCGAAAAAUUAUAUUCUAAAAAUAAACCACACCUUUUCAUUGGUAAUUAUUAUUAUGUGUAUGUUAAUCAAGAUUCAGAAAAAGAAGAAAACUUAUCCUUUACAUUAUCAACAACAAAUAUAAUAGAAAUUCAUUAUAAAAAAGUUCAAGGAAUAAAAAAUAACAAUUAUGAAGAAUAUAUAAAUGAGUCUUGGAAUAUUUUAAAAGGUUCCUUUUUUUUUAAAACCAACAAUCGGGUGUUAGAAUAUAUUCCGGAAGUUGAUUUAAAUUUUUAUUUAGCUAGUAGUCUAUAUAAUGAAAAAAAUUAUAAAAUAGAAAAGUAUUCAUAUGAUAAAGGGAAAAAUGAAAAUAAAAACAUAGAUAUAAAUAUAAAUGAUAAUAAACAGACAAAUGAAAAUAUAAACAAAAUUAAAGACAGUAAUGAAGAUAAUGAAGAAAAUGGUAUAAAUGAUGAUACAUAUAUUAAAAAAAAUAUUAAAAAAUUAAAAAUUCCAGUAUCUAUUGCUACGUGGAAUUUUUAUGAUGAUUUUUAUUAUCCUUAUAUGAGAAAUUUCAUAGAAAGAUUAUUAAAUAUAUUUCAAAUAAAUAUUUACCCACAAAUAAUUGGUAAUAUAAAUUUAUAUGAGAUAUCUGAAAAAGCUGAAGUAUAUAUAAAAGAAAAACAAGCAAAUAUAGGAAAUAAUACGAGAUUAAUAUUAUUAGACAAAGUAACAAAGUUUACAGAUGCAUUUGAUAAUGUAUCAUUUGAUAAUAUUCUAAAAAAACCCUCUUAUGAAAUUCCGAAAAAUAUAAAUUUAGUAGCUAUUUUUCCUAAUGAAGAAGAAAUUUUUUUUUAUAACAAUUUAAGUGAAAAAAUAGAAACAUCAGUAUCUUUUAUAGAAUGGGGUAUUAUAUAUAUAAAUAAUUCAUUCACUCGUUUGAAAAAAUUUGAAAAAGAGGAAAAUAAGAUUAUAAAUGUUUCAAAAGAGUCUCAUGCUAUUAGUGGAAUGUUUGUUUCACAUUUGAGAAAAUUUUUAGGUUUGUGUGCAAAUUUCAAUGAUUGUAUUUUUAAUUUUUUUGAUUCUGAUAAAUAUCAAAUAAAAUAUUUAAAUACAACAUCAGAAGAGAAUGAUAGUUCCAUUACUUAUUCAAUUACUACGAAGAAUGACUUAAUUUUUUCAUUUAUUUAUCAUAUCCCUAUAAAAAAUAGCAUAUCUGAUUAUGAAAUAUUAUCUUUAAUUCGUGAAGCAUAUAUAUAUCGUAUAAAUGAAUCAUUAAAAAAUGUAAAAAAAUUUUUAUCUAUAUCAAAUAUAAGCAUAUAUAUGAAAGUACCAUCAUAUACAUUUAAUGUUUUUAACAACAUUUUAAACAAUAUUGAAUGCAGUUUAAGUUAUAUGGAAGGAAAAACUUGUAAAUAUCUUCAUAUAAGUAAGUCAGUAGAAGAAAAUUUCCAACAUCUAUUAAAGGGUAAUAAAAAUAAUAAUUAUAAUAAAGAAAUAUACUUAAAGGUUGCUUUAAUUUUAGCACAAUCUGCAUAUCAGGAUUCUUUGCAAUUAUUAAGUGAUGAUAAAUUAAAUAUUUAUGAUAUUUUAUCUAAAGAUUUUUUAUUAGCUACCAUGUUACCAACAGUUUUUCCUUUUGUUUUUCCAGUUAUUUUUGCUCUAUUCAAAGAAUUUUUCAGAAUCAUUAAAAUAAAGAAAGUAAAAGAGGAUUAA
Molecule: messenger RNA, 2124 nt
Organism: Plasmodium gallinaceum
Lineage: Eukaryota; Apicomplexa; Aconoidasida; Haemosporida; Plasmodiidae
Product: conserved Plasmodium protein, unknown function
Exons: 3
Coding region: 1-2124 (707 amino acids)
Source: RefSeq, a predicted model, not a curated record